Aethina tumida (small hive beetle) is the source of this 1318-nucleotide messenger RNA. RefSeq names its product putative E3 ubiquitin-protein ligase UBR7. Gene Ontology annotation, cellular component: cytoplasm. The record is from RefSeq and is a predicted model, not a curated record. Bases 130 to 1239 code for a protein of 369 amino acids. Gene Ontology annotation, molecular function: ubiquitin protein ligase activity; zinc ion binding. NCBI's taxonomy places the organism in Eukaryota, Metazoa, Arthropoda, Insecta, Coleoptera, Nitidulidae. The transcript has 3 exons.
AAUAGAAAUUUAAAAAUCCCGCGAUAUACAUAUUGAGUUGUUCUUGGUUUCCCGCCAUAGUGCGCCAGCCACCGUUACAUGACAUUUUAGUUUGUCUGAGAACAUAGAGGUUUAUUGAAUUUCGUCAAAAUGUCUGAAACUAAUGAAAAUCCGGCUGAACAAGAGCAAAAUGCAGAGGAUUCCGACGUAGUAACAUUGACUUUAAACGAUGUCCUGGAACUUGAAGAGGAAAUUUACGAAGAAUCUGCUGCGGUAUUGGGAGCUUCAAGUAGCAAAUGUUGUUCAUAUCCAGAUGGCUACAUUAAACGCCAGGCAUUGUAUUCAUGUCUUACAUGUAUACCAGAAGCAAAAACUGACAUUGAAAAAUCUGCUGGGGUUUGUUUGGCUUGCACUUUCCACUGUCAUGAUGGUCAUGAACUGAUUGAAUUGUAUACGAAACGAAAUUUCCGUUGCGACUGUGGAAACACAAAGUUUCCAAAUGGCAAAUGCAACUUGUACAGUGACAAGAAUCCAGUGAAUGAUAUGAAUUUGUACAACCAAAACUUCACUGGUGUUUAUUGUACUUGUCACAAGCCAUAUCCAGAUCCUGAGGAUAAUAUUGCUGAUGAGAUGAUUCAAUGUGUGGUGUGUGAAGACUGGUAUCACACCAGACAUUUAGGUGUUCCUAUGCCUAAAAAUUUUGCAGAAAUGAUUUGUGAAUCUUGCAUAAAAGAUCAUGAAUUUUUGUUGCAUUAUGACCAAUUUGGUUGUGAUAAAGAAACUGAUGAAUCUGAAAAUGUCGAAGUGGAAAAAGAAGACAACACUAAAGAGACUGAAAAAGAAAGUGAGACGUCAUAUCCUGGAUGCAAAAAGCCUAAAACAAAGUCUGAUAAGGUCACAACUAAAUUUUUCAAUGAAUUUACUUGGAGGAAAGAACUUUGCACCUGUGAUGAUUGCUUAAAAAUGUAUGAAGAUGAAGAAAUAACUUUUCUUCUGGACUCUGAAGACCCAGUUCAUCUUUAUGAAGAAAGGGCAAAAGCACAAGCUAAAGAAGUAACUGAAGAGAGUGAGAAAAAAUUACUAAAUUCACUACCAAGGGCAGCUCUAUUGGACACCCUCACUGCUUACAAUGAUCUGAAGGACUCCUUAUCCAAGUAUUUGCAGAAAUUCGCCGAGAACAAAAAAGUUGUUCGCGAAGAGGACAUCAGAGAAUUUUUCGAGGAGCUUAAGGCUAACAAGAGGCAACGUACCGAAGUUUAGAUUCUGUUAAUUUAUCCUGAAAAAAUUAAAAGUAAUUUUAAUGUUAUAUAUACAUUUAAAUAUAUCAAUAUUCAUUCUA